Messenger RNA from Fraxinus pennsylvanica, 639 nucleotides. The record is from the annotation of a GenBank genome assembly. Lineage: Eukaryota; Viridiplantae; Streptophyta; Magnoliopsida; Lamiales; Oleaceae.
AUGAAUGUGCCUGCUGACGAAGGCCAGUUUAUAUCAUUGCUUUUGAAAGUAAUGAAUGCAAAGAAGACAAUAGAAGUUGGAGUAUUUACUGGUUACUCACUUCUCUCUACUGCUCUUGCUCUCCCAGAUGAUGCCAAAAUCGUCGCGAUUGAUCCAAAUCUUGAAGCAUAUGAGACAGGAUUACCAUAUAUUGAAAAGGCAGGAGUGGCACAUAAAAUUCAGUUUAUUGAGUCAGAUGCCAUGACUACUCUUAAGGAAUUUCUGUCCAAUGGAGAAGAAGGAAGUUUCGAUUUUGCAUUUGUGGAUGCUGAUAAAGAAAACUACAUAAACUAUCAUGAAGAGUUGCUGAAACUAGUGAAAAUUGGAGGAGUUAUAGCUUAUGACAACACGUUAUGGGCUGGUACAGUGGCAUUAUCAGAGGAUGAAGUGGAUAAAGAAACCCUUGAACACAUUGGGGCAAAUAGAGUGCACCUCAGAGCCCUGAACACUAUCUUAGCAGCUGCUUCUCACCAACAAAUGCAGAUUUUUAUGGAAAGGGCUAGAUCCAUUUCAGCUAAAGGGGAACGCAGUCUUAAGAGUAAGUCAAAUGAACGUGAACAAGUUGAUCCACUAGCUAAUCAGCUUGAUCAAGUAGGGUGA